AUGCAGAGAGAAAUUGUUUAUGCAAGAGGAGAUGGUUCUGGUACCUCUCGACCUGGAUCUACAGCUCAUCCCCCCUAUGCAAUUCCAAAUUCUCCUCCGUCCACUCCUGUGCCCCACUCCAUGCCUCCUUCCCCAUCCAGAAUCCCUUAUGGGGGCACCCGCCCAGUGGUUGUUCCUGGCAAUGCCACCAUCCCCAGGGACAGACUCUCCAGCCUGCCUGUCUCCAGAUCCAUCUCACCGAGCCCGAGCGCCAUUUUGGAAAGAAGAGAUGUAAAGCCGGAUGAAGACAUGAGCGGCAAAAAUGUUGCAGUGUAUAGAAAUGAAGGCUUCUAUGGCGACCCCUACAUUUAUCAUGAGGGACGGAUGAGCAUCGCCUCUUCCCAUGGCGGACACCCUCUGGAUGUCCCCGACCACAUCAUCGCAUAUCACCACCGCACGGCAAUCCGGUCAGCUAGUGCUUAUUGUAACCCCUCUUUGCCAACAGAAAUGCAUAUGGAACAGUCACUGUAUAGACAGAAAUCGAGGAAAUAUCUGGAGAGCCACUUGCCUACUCUGGGCUCCAAAACACCGCCCGCCUCUCCUCACAGAGUCAGUGAUUUGAGGAUGAUCGACAUGCACCCGCAUCAUAAUGCCCAUGGGCCUCCUCACACCCUGCAGCCAGAGCGGGCGUCCCCAAGCCGCCAGUCCUUUAAGAAGGAGCCAGGCACCUUGGUGUAUAUAGAAAAGCCACGGAACACUCCAGGAUUAUCCAGCAUGGUGGACCUUGGCCCUCCGCUAAUCGAGAAGCAAGUUUUUGCAUACAGCACUGCUACCAUACCCAAAGAUCGAGAGACCAGAGAAAGGAUGCAAGCCAUGGAGAAACAAAUUGCCAGUUUAACUGGUCUUGUUCAGUCUGCGCUUUUUAAAGGGCCAAUUACAAGUAAUAGCAAAGAUGCUUCUAGAGAGAAAACGAUGAAAACUACAGCCAGUAAGACCCACACGGAUAGUACAGGAACGCCCCAUGUUUCUGGUGGGAAGAUGCUCACCACCCUCGAAUCCACGGUGUCACCCAGCCAGCCCCUGCCCGCGGGCUCCUCGGCUGUCCACAUGAGCCUGCUCAACAUGAGGCGAAACGUGGCAGAACUCAGGCUCCAGCUCCAGCAGAUGCGGCAGCUCCAGCUGCAGAACCAGGAGCUGCUGAGGGCAAUGAUGAAGAAGGCUGAGUUGGAAAUCAGCAGCAAAGUGAUGGAAACGAUGAGGAGGCUGGAGGACCCUGUGCAGAGGCAGCGCAUCCUGGUGGAGCAAGAGAGACAGAAGUACCUUCACGAAGAGGAGACGAUAGUCAAGAAGCUGUGUGAGUUAGAGGACUUUGUGGAAGACUUGAAGAAAGACUCUGCAUCUGCUGGCCGAGUGGUCACACUCAAAGACGUGGAAGAUGGGGCAUUCCUCCUGCGACAAGUGGGAGAAGCUGUAGCUACCCUGAAAGGAGAAUUUCCCACCUUACAGAACAAGAUGCGUGCCAUCCUCCGCAUUGAGGUGGAAGCCGUUCGGUUCCUGAAGGAGGAACCACAUAAACUGGACAGUCUCCUGAAGAGAGUGAGGAGCAUGACCGAUGUCCUGACCAUGCUGCGGAGACAUGUCACCGAUGGCCUCUUAAAAGGCUCAGAUGCAGCCCAAGCUGCACAGUACGUGGCGAUGGAAAAGGCCACUGCCGCGGAAGUCCUGAGGAGCCAGGAGGAGGGCCCCCAUGCUGCAGGCCAGUCCCUCCCCAGCACAGGAGUCCCCGGCGAUAUGAAGUCAGAGGUGGUGACAGUGCACCAUGCACAGAGCUCGCCUGUGGCCAUCCAGACCUCUCAACACACCUCGUCCCUGCUCAGCCAUGCCCAGACCUUGCCUCACCCGGCCAGUCCUCCAGCUGUCUCGCAGGAAGUGGCCUCUGCUCUGCAGCCAGCCCCCCAGUCCCCACAGACUCCCAUGAAUGGCUCCACCAUGCAGAGCUUGUUCAUUGAGGAGAUCCACAGUGUGAGUGCCAAGAACAGGGCCGUGUCUAUUGAGAAAGCAGAAAAGAAAUGGGAAGAGAAAAGGCAAAAUCUGGACCACUACAACGGGAAGGAGUUUGAGAAACUCCUAGAAGAGGCUCAGGCCAAUAUCAUGAAGUCCAUUCCAAACCUGGAGAUGCCGCCAUCUUCAAGUUCAUUGCCAAAGGGAGAAACUCCAGUGGACAAGUUAGAACUUUCAGAAGACUCUCCGACUUCAGAACAGGACUUGGAAAAGCUGGUGGGGAAGUCCCCGCCUCCUCCACCCCCACCCCCACGGCGGAGUUACCUGCCAGGAUCCGGGCUGACCACCACGAGAUCGGGCGAUGUGGUCUACACCAGCAAGAAGGAGCACUCCACUGCUAAGGUGAGCAGUGAAGAUUUUGGACCAACCCCCCAUGCCAGAGUCACAAAGUGUCCAACAGAGGAGCCUGCUUCUGCCUGGACCCAAGCCCCGCCACCAGUCCCUACCUCCUCAAAGGAUGAGGAGGAGGAGGAGGAGGAAGAAGAAGGAGACAAAAUAAUGGCAGAACUACAGGCAUUCCAGAAGUGUUCCUUUAUGGAUGUAAAUUCAAACAGUCAUGCAGAGCAGUUGCGGACUGACAGUCACAUUAAAGACACUAGGCCCGGGGCCACAGUCCCUCCCAAGGACAAGAAGAAUUUGGAAUUUUUCCAUGAAGACGUACGGAAAUCUGAUGUUGAAUAUGAAAAUGGCUCUCAAGUGGAAUCCCGAAAGGUUACUGCAGGGACACUGAGACUUAGCGACCAUCCUAAGGACAAGUGGGAAAGAGGAAUGGAGAACAGUAUCUCUGAUGCCUCAAGAACAUCAGAGUAUAAAGCUGGCAUUGUAAUCAAGGAAAAUUCUGUAUCCAGUAAGAGUUUGCUUAGAGACAGUAGAGACUAUUCCCAGAAAAAUGUACCUGAAGUCGAUUCCAAUGUCUCUGGCUUUAGUUCCUUAGAGGAUGAGUUAAGCAAAGGGCCUCAAGUCCCAGAAUUGCAGAGCCUUACACCUGGCACUGAGAGUCAGAAAACGAGCUAUGGAAAGAUAAAGAUGAAUCAACCAGAAAACACACAGAGGUGUCACCUUCCCUCUCUCACUAGAUCCACUGAAUUGAGUAUCCGCGAUGUCAAAACACAAGAUCAAGAAGAUUCCAUGACAGAUUUUGGCCAAGUCAUUCUAAGACCCAAGAGUGGUAGGCAAGCCAACCUGAACCCUCACGAGGAGGGAGAAUCAGCAUCAAGUUCUCCCACAGAAGAGAAUGCAGCCAGUGACAACAUAGCCUUUAUGAUUACCAAAAAUGCUGUCCAGGUUCUGUCCAGUGGGGAGGUCCGUGAGAUAGUGAGCAAACAGGGAGAAGACAUACAGACAGUUAAUAUUGAUGCUAAAAAAGAGCUGACCUCCCCACAUGAAGGGAUUGAAAAUGAGGAGCCAGUCGUGUGUCUAGACAAGAAACCUGUUAUCAUCAUUUUUGAUGAGCCCAUGGACAUCCGGUCUGCCUAUAAGAGACUCUCCACCAUAUUUGAGGAAUGUGAUGAGGAAUUAGAGAGAAUGAUGACCGAGGAAAAGAUAGAAGAGGAGGAAGAGGAUGAAAAUGGAGACCCUGUAGCACAGAGUAACCCUUCCCAAAUGUUCACUAAGAAGGCUGUCUCACCUGGUCUUAGAUCAGAGCAGCAGAUGGAGAGUAAAUUACAGCCACACUCCCUGCUGGCAGAAACCAAAAGACCAGAACAGGAAAUUACUAAAACACAACUGAGUAAGCUCAGCCAAGCAGAGUCUCCAGAUUCAGAGAGCAAGAAUGACAUGACGGAUGACCAGUUUGAGAGUCCCAAGAAAAAGUUCAAAUUCAAAUUCCCUAAAAAGCAACUGGCUGCUCUCACUCAAGCCAUCCGCACAGGAACCAAAACAGGAAAGAAGACGUUGCAGGUGGUGGUCUAUGAAGAGGAAGAAGAAGACGGUACCUUGAAACAACACAAAGAAGCCAAGCGCUUUGAAAUCAGCAGGUCUCAACCGGAGGAUGCCUCCAAAACUAUGACGAGGAAACAAGAACAACCCAGUCUAGAAAACACAUGGCAGGCUUCAAGAACUGAUGAAAUUAGGAAAAACACCUACAAAACAUUGGACAGUCUGGAGCAGACCAUUAAACAGCUGGAAAAUACCAUCAGCGAAAUGAGUCCCAAAGCCCUAGUUGAUACCUCGUGUUCUUCCAACAGAGAUUCUGUUGCAAGCUCAUCACACAUAGCUCGAGAAGCCUCUCCCCGAUCCUUGCUAGCUCUGGAUGAAGCUCCCACUGCCCUAGAAUCCCCCACGUCAGUACCUUCAGCUCCACAAAAGGGCUCCAGUGGGCCCCCUCAGACGAGCAGGAUGCCGGUGCCCAUGAGUUCCAAGAGCAAACCUGGGAGCGUGGACAAGCUCAGCAAGCCAUCCAAACUGCAGGAUCCCCGCCAAUAUCGUCAGGCUAAUGGAAGUGCUAAGAAAGCUGGUGGGGGCUGUAAGCCUACUUCCCCCUCCUUACCUGCUUCUAAGAUUCCAGCCCUUUCUCCCAGCUCUGGGAAAAGCAAUUCUGUGCCCUCUAGUAGCGGUGACAACUCUAACCUCCCUAAUGCAGCUGCUACUAAACCAGCGGUUACUUCUUCUAACCCUCUCAGCCCCCAAACAGGACGAGCUGCUCACUCCGCCUCCCUCAUCCCUUCUGUCUCUAAUGGCUCCUUAAAGUUUCAGAGCCCCCCUCAUCCAGGUAAAGGUCACUAUCUUUCCUUCUCACUGCAGACUCAAAAUGGCCGAGCAGCCCCUCCUUCUUCCUCCUCCUCCUCCCCUCCCUCCCCCGCCUCCCCCAACCAAGGUGCCAAGAGCCCCAGGACCAUCCACAUUCCCAGCCUCACCAGCUACAAAGCACAGAACGGAAGUUCAAGCAAAGCCACCCCCUCCACAGCAAAGGAAACCUCUUAA
Molecule: messenger RNA, 4962 nt
Organism: Chrysochloris asiatica (Cape golden mole)
Lineage: Eukaryota; Metazoa; Chordata; Mammalia; Afrosoricida; Chrysochloridae
Product: KIAA1217 ortholog
Exons: 16
Coding region: 1-4962 (1653 amino acids)
Cellular component (GO): cytoplasm
Source: RefSeq, a predicted model, not a curated record